This is a messenger RNA of Pipistrellus nathusii (Nathusius's pipistrelle), 168 nucleotides long. Lineage: Eukaryota; Metazoa; Chordata; Mammalia; Chiroptera; Vespertilionidae. The record is from the annotation of a GenBank genome assembly.
AUGCUGAGCAAGUUCCUGGGCCCGUGCUACCUCCAGCUGGCCAAGAACUGGAUCCCCACGGCCGGCAUGUGGGGCACCGUGGGUGCCGUGGGGCUAGUGUGGGCCACUGACUGGCGGCUGAUUCUGGACUGGGUGCCCUACAUCAACGGCAAGUUUAAGAAGGACUAA